Syngnathus acus (greater pipefish) is the source of this 3337-nucleotide messenger RNA. Its product is annotated as epsin-1-like. Lineage: Eukaryota; Metazoa; Chordata; Actinopteri; Syngnathiformes; Syngnathidae. The record is from RefSeq and is a predicted model, not a curated record. Gene Ontology annotation, molecular function: clathrin binding; phospholipid binding. Gene Ontology annotation, biological process: endocytosis. Bases 179 to 2308 code for a protein of 709 amino acids. Gene Ontology annotation, cellular component: plasma membrane; clathrin vesicle coat; endosome. The transcript is spliced from 10 exons.
GAGCAGGAGCAGCCGAUGUGUGGCCAAUAUUGGAGAAUACGUCGAGACUUCAUCGCGUUUCCAACCAAAAUUCAUUGAGCAGCAAAGGAGGUCAGCGUGAUGAGCCGUUAGCUGCACUAGCUACAUUAGCGAUAUUAGCCUUGGACAGCACAGCAGGACAUCACUCACAGUAGGCACCAUGACGUCUUCCAUGCUGCGCCGACAGCUGAAGAACCUGGUCCAGAACUAUUCUGAGGCCGAGGUUAAGGUUCGAGAAGCUACGUCCAACGACCCGUGGGGCCCGUCCAGCUCGCAGAUGGCCGACAUCUCCGACCUGACCUACAACGUGGUGGCCUGUAAUGAGAUCAUGACCAUGCUGUGGAAGAGGCUCAAGGACGACAGGAACUGGCGGCACAUCCAUAAGUCACUGACGCUGCUGGAGUACCUGCUGAAGACGGGUGACGACCGUGUGCUCCUCAAGAUGAAGGACAACAUCUACAUCGUCAAAGCCCUCACCGAGUACAGAUUUGUGGAGAAAGACGGCAAAGAUCAGGGUUCAAACGUGCGAGAGAAGGCCAAAGUGGUCCUGGUCCUGAUGGAGGACGACGACAAACUAAAGGAGGAGCGGGACUUUGCUGUUAAGACUCGAGAGAAGACGUCCAAAGGUUCUGCGGCCUCGUCCUCGGACGUCGUCAAGGACCCCAACUAUAAGCCAUGCUACGUUGCCGGCGCCUCGGGGCUCCCGUCGCUGGACAACAUUCCCUCGGUGGCCGACCUCACCGCCUCCUUCGCCGCCCGCAAGGAGGAGCGCGUCAAACAGGAGCAGCAGAAAAAGGAGACCGAAAGGAGGGCCAACAUGUCAGAAGACGAGCUGAAAUGGGAAGAUGCUGGAAAAGGAAGCUCCGUUGCGAAUCAGGCCUGGUCAGGUCAGAAGUCGGAGGAAGACGGUGAGGAAGAUGCCAAGCCUGACCCCUGGGGGCCCCCCAAGGUGGCCCCUGAUCCUUGGGGCGCCUCAGAUUCAGGUCUUUCUCAAACUGAUGACAAUUCUUUGGAGAGCGCUCAAGUUUCGGACGGCCAUCCUCUUAAAGCACAAACAGACACGCCAGACCCCUUUGUGGCACAAAACCACGCCCCAAAACCAGCAGAAUCCCUCCAGGACCAGACCGAAAACCAAGAGGACCCCUUCACUGCUUCCAACAAUGACCCAUUCAGCAGCUCAACGGAGCGGCCCUUGAAUGCACCCCAAGAUGACCCCUCUAAAGAUAACCCACCCAAAGAUGACCCUUUUAACACCCCAAAAGGGGACCCAUUCAGCACCCCUAAAGACGACCCCUUCAACGCCCCAAAAGAUGAUGCUUUUACUACUCCAAAAGGGGACCCAUUCAGCACCCUUAAAGAUGAUCCAUUCAGCACCCCCAAAGACGACCCAUUUAAUACCCCGAAAAAUGACCCAUUCAACACCCCGAAAGAUGACCCAUUUAACACCCCAAAAGAUGACCCAUUUAACACCCCGAAAGAUGACCCAUUUAACACUCCAAAAGACGACGCUUUUAGCACCCCAAAAGAUGACCCAUUUAACACCCCGAAAGACGAUGCUUUUAGCACCCCAAAAGAUGACCCAUUUAACACCCCAAAAGACGACCCAUUUAACACCCCGAAAGACGAUUCUUUUAGCACCUCAAAAGAUGAUCCAUUUAACACCCCGAAAAAUGACCCAUUUAGCACCCCAAAAGACGACCCAUUUAGUACACCUAAGAAUGAUCCCUUCAGCACCCCGAAAGACGACCCAUUUAGCACCCCUAAGGAUGACCCCUUCAUCACCCCAAAAGAUGACCCAUUUGCCGCCCCUCUCGUAUCAACUUCCUGUGAAGAAAUUCCGCCUACCGACCUCAGCGUGCCCCCAAAAAAUGAUCCAUUCAGCACCCCAAAAGAUGAAGAAGUCUCGGCACCCCCUGAGGGCGACCCUUUCUCGGCGCCACCCGACGAGGACCCCUUUUCCGGCCCCGCAUCGUCCCCCAAAGACGAAGAAAAAGGCGGGACGUCGGAUCCCUUUGCCGCGCUUCCACUGAGUCAAAGCGGGGGGGACGCGUGGGGGGCUGCCACUGACUCUGCACCCCCCACCGGCUCGGACCCGUGGGGGUGUGGUGCGUCUUCCCCCGUUGAUGAUUGCGACCCGUUCGGAGACACCUCCAAUGCUCAAAAUGACCCCUGGGGGGCGCCAGGUUGCGCCGAUGCAAAGGAUAUCCUGGGGUCUCCGAGCGCCCCUCACCCGGGUGAUGACCCCUUUGGAGACUCCAAAAGCAGAGCAGGCGCAGAAAACUCUUUUUAGAAUCUGGACUCGCUGUUGCUUUUUGGGCUGGGCAGCGAGGGGGUGAAGCUUCUAGACAUGAACCGCCUGAAAACUGCGCCUCCAUCCCAGCAUGUCGAUAUCCCGCCUAUUGCCCCUCAGGACCAAGCCCCACCCCCCCAACUAAGGAGAGGUAGUCCCCGAGUGUUGUGAUGUUUCCACGGUCAUGUGACGAGCAGGGAGGGGUGGAGGUGGUGCAACUCGUGAAAAUGAAUCCGUUCGUUUAGCUCCUCCUGCUCGCCUUGUACUCUCGCUGUGGUGUAGUGUUGUUGUGUUGAUGUUGUUAGCAUUAGCAUUGCGCUAACUCCGCACCCCUCCCUUCCGGCUGGGACAAAUGGCAUGGGCCGCCUUUACAUUUUGUAGCCCCAACGGGUACGCAAACGGUCAAUAUGUACGCGUUCACAAUCACGUGUACAUUUGCACUCAUGCACACAUGCGUUACCUGCAAGCGAGCCUGUUUCCACACAUGUGUAAAGCAAGUAUUGUGUGAUUCAUGUGUGUGAGUGUGUGUGUUAACAUAAUGACACAUGAAUCUUUCCGUCAAGUAUUUAAUUCAUAGCUUGAAUAUUUAUUGACGCGGCGUGUGCAGCAAAAAUGAAAUUGAAUUGUUGUUGUUGAUGAUGAUGAGAAAUUACGCUUCAUAAUUCAUCAGAUCAUGAAGUGUAUCCAGACAAAUUAACUACUACACCGUAUCUUUCAUUUGUCAUUUUUUUAAAGGAAAACCUUAUUUUUGCAGUGUGUGUGUGCUGUAGGAAUUACAUUUAUUUUUUAUUGCUGUAAUUUUUCACAUAUUUCUAUUUGAAUGUUUUCUGUCAUUUGGCUUUCCGUUUGAAGACUUUCUGAGCGUGACCACAAGAGGACGACAAAGACGUGGCAUGUAGGCGUUGCAUACAUUCGCGAGAGAUAUUUAUUAUUGUCGUGAUGUAAAUAGUGACCUGCUGCUGUUAUAUAUUCAUGUUGUAUAUUGUUCAUAAUAAUAAUUAAAUACCAAGUUCCGAUUUAUUUAUUGAA